GUCUCACGUAAUCACUCUUAAAAACAAUGAGCAAAGGGGAAACAUUCAUAGUUAAACUACACUGCCAUAUACAAUUACUGCACAGAGGAUCUAAAAAGCCACUGAUAUAGCUAUGGCAUUUCCUCCAGAAACACCAGUUGUGAAAAUGGUCACUGUCACCACAGCUUUUACAACUCCUCAGACAAACUCCUGCGACCUGUAUGAACAUCAAAAUACAGCAAGGAUCUUACUGCCUGUGUUUUACAGCUUUAUUUUAAUUCUUGGUGUGUUUGGAAAUGGACUAGCCCUCGUUGUCAUUUUUAAAAACAGAAAAAAAAUCAACUCUACUACCCUCUAUUCCACAAAUCUUGUCCUCUCAGACAUUCUUUUUACUACUGCCUUGCCUACACGAAUAGCAUACUAUGCACUAGGAUUUCAUUGGCCAUUUGGAGAAACACUUUGCAGACUAACUGCUCUCAUAUUUUAUAUCAACACAUACGCAGGUGUAAACUUUAUGACUUGCUUGAGUAUUGACAGGUUUUUUGCCGUAGUCCACCCUUUUCGAUACAACAAAAUCAGAAGAAUUAAACAUGCCAAGUAUAUUUGUAUAUUUGUCUGGUUUCUUGUAUUUAGCCAAACACUUCCAUUGCUCAUACAGUCCAUGUCAAACAAGGAAGGAGAAAGGACUACAUGCAUGGAAUAUCCAAACUUUGAAAAAAUUCCACAUCUACCAUGGAUACUUCUUGCUGCCUGUUUAAUAGGGUACAUCAUUCCCCUUGGAAUUAUACUAUUUUGUUAUUCUCAAAUUAGUUGCAAACUUUUUCAAACUGCUAAGGAAAACCCAUUAACUGAAAAAUCAGGGAUAAACAAAAAGGCCAUCAACACAAUCAUUUUUGUAAUUGUUGUGUUUGUCAUCUGUUUUACUCCUUAUCACAUUGCAAUUAUCCAACACAUGAUCAAGAAGCUUCAAUAUAAUCCUUUGUGCAGUGAACAGCAAACCUUCCAGAAGUCCCUCCAUUACACUGUGUUUCUGAUGAAUUUUAACUGCUGCCUGGAUCCUUUCAUCUAUUUCUUUGCAUGUAAAGGAUACAAGAGGCGGAUAAUGAAAAUACUGAAACGUCAAGUUAGUAUAUCAGUUUCAAGUGCCGUCAGGUCAGCUCAUGAAGAAAGCUCACGUGAGAUGGUUGAAACACACAUGACUAUACUUUCAAAACCUUCAAAUGGAAAGUUAUAAACUGAAAAUAAACAUUCCAAUAAUGCAAGUUUAAAAAUACUGGGCCUACAGUAAAUACUGUUUAUGCUUCUGUGCAGUCAAGUAAGUAAGAUUGUUUCACAGUAUCUUAGGAAAUCAAAUGUGAUGUUGGACUAAAAAAUAAAUGGUCAUGUGAAAGCAAGAAAACUCAAAAUGAUUAUUUUCCAAGCUAAAUCACUUUGACCUGUCUUCAUGAGUUUUCUAGGAGAUUUCCACCACUGAUUAUGACCUGCACCUUUCCAUUCCUGGAUUUUAGGAAAGCUUGAUUCACACUAUCUACUAGUUCUCUGAGAAAGGAAUAAACUAAAAAAAGCUAAUAGCUCGGAGUGACUAAAAAUCAACACAUCUGAAAAGAGGUAAACAUCUGACUGAGCUCCAAUUUAAGCACUCUUGACUAAUAUGGUGUGUUAUGUGCACUGGACUGACAGGGCAAAGGUAAAGACAUAAAACAAAGGAAAUAACUUUUGAAGGAAAAUAAAAUGUAUAUUUUUCAUGGAUAAUUAUAAAUGUGUAAUUUAGAACUUUUUGGAGGCAGGGUUGGAUUACAGUAUUCAGAACAUGAACAUCUUAUCUAAAUGUAUCAUGGAUAACUUUGUGAGAAUACAAGUGAAAAAGAGUGAAGACACUGUUAGUUUGUAAAAUUUUGCAUGUGUAAGUAAAUCUAAAGAACAAAGAGAGCAUUGUUUCCCACAACUAUCCAAGGGUCUUCCAGAUUCCUGCUAAAGUCACGGGUUGCAAAACAAUAAGAUAAAAGAUUCUAGAAAUGGAAAGAAAUGUUUAUAGUUGAAAUCACCACGAUGUGUUAAAUUUGUUCACUUUAAUGGGAGGAGUGACCACCUCUUCUUGGACACUCUUUAUGUGGAGGGCUACUAAAUGAGAACAGUGGAAGAAGGAGCAAGCUUCACCAUCAUGGUUGCUGCUGCCCACAUCAUCUUCUGGGAUGCAUCACACCACCAUGGGGCCUUCAUCGUUCUGAACCUGAAACAUGCCUUGACAAGACCAAGCCAUAGUGGGAACAGAUGGCACCACUAUCAAAGGUACUGGAACAACUUUUCUAGUGGGGGCGCUGAGAGCCAUUGAAUCAAACUGUAAACCCUGUGUAUAAUGGAAACCACUUCAAGCCCAGGGGUGCUGCAGUACCCCCAGCACCCCUAGUUCCAGCACCUAUAACCACUAUCCUAUACGCUCCUCUGCCCUCUCCUUCCCCACCCCAGAAUUGGCUGACUCCUGACCACCACCUAGGAUACCAGUCUUUGGUUCCUGCCAGCAUACCCUUCCUAAUGUGUCAUGUUCUUUCCCACCUUAUUUCUCCCUUUUUUCUAUUUCUCAUCUUCUGUCUAAUGAGACUCUGCCUUAGCUGAGCAACACAACUUUGCAACACUGCUGUGAACCUGUGAACAAGAAAGGCAAGCUAAAAACAAUGCCUUGAACAGCCCAAAGCUGGUAAAAGAUUGCCAGAUCUCAGAGUGACAAUAAGACCAUGUGCUGUGCCUGUGUUUCCCCAGCAGUGAGGUUGCAAUAGAAAGUCAGCACCAGAGAAAGAAGCUACAGUUUCUAUCUUUGCUAUUCUUAAUCUCCCCUCAUAUGUGAGUUCACCAUGUUUUCCCUUAAAGGAACCAGGACCAUACUUGAACAGCACAGCAGCAGCAGCUCAGGAUCAACUAAAGUAACUUUUUGCUAUUUCUCCACAAAAAAGUGCAGUUAAUACCAUGUUUAAUACUAUCUAAAGACUAUCAACCGGAGAUUUCCAACCAUAAAAGACACUGAAGAGAAAUGGAACAAGGAAACGGUUACAAUGAAAGACUUACUUCACUUUUUAAGUUGUAAAUGCUUCCACUGUUUUUUCUUCUUUUCCUGUCUUUUUAUUAAAAAGUUAAAAAGAUGUUUAAUGAUAGCUGUUAAAAUGGCAGUAAGUUAGCAAUAACUUGUCACAAAAUCACACUUAACUGUUUAAUGUUGUAACAGGAAACAUGGGUUUUGUUAACAUCUUAUUCCUGUUGGGCAUGUGACACCCCUUACCACUACGGAUUCCAUACUAUUAAUGUCUAUCUUUCUACUUAUGCCAUGCAUUUGGUCUAGUUUUAGAUUGUAAGACUCUCAGAGCAAGGCAUUUCUGUAUAUUUGUGUUCAUUACAUUUUACAGGCAAACAGUAUGUCACCAUAUAAGCAAUCACUUAUGUAUAUCUCUAUUUUUUUAACAAAUAAAAUCAAAUCACAAAUUAGUAUUAAAAUAUUAACUCCCUCUUUUCUCUAUGUUCUCACAUCUAUCAUUCUAUUAUUUUUAAAUCUAAAUAUAUAUAUUUUAAAACUAAACAACUAACUUCAUGUCAAAAUGCUAAUUUUCCUUGAGUAAGGACUGCAGCACUGGUCCAAUUACAUAAUAGUUUAUUUAAGAAAAGUCUUAUAUAAUGUGCCCCUUAACUCUUUUUUCCUUAUUUUAAUACAUUUUCUCAAACAUUUAAUGAGACACCAUCUUUCCAUAAAAUAAAGCUCCAGCGCUGAAUUACAUGGUCUAUUAAAAUACCUACUUUAAACUUAAUUUCCUGGUGGCAUUUUACCGUGAGUAACAACUGAUUGUUUUAAUGAUUUCUUACAUAGUAAUUUAAUGUAUUAUGUAAAGAAGUUUAAGAUUAGUUCUAAUGCAGACUAGAUUCAGAUGAGAAGCAGCACCCAAUUUGUAGACCUUGAACUCAAAUUGAAAUAUAAUAUACUUGGAGAAAACUCUUCCAGUGUUCUCUAUUCGGUUCUUCUCUAGCACCCACCCAUCACUUUAGUAUCUGAAUAUGCCCCGAAACAAACUGGAAAUAAGAAAGAGCUUAAGAGGUGGAUGAGAAUUCUUCUUCCUCCUCCCCAAGAGGUUGCAAGAAUAUUUUUUAGUGUGUGCAUGAAGAGCUUCUCCUCUUCCUCUUUUCUUACAUGUUGCUGAUGUUGUGGAAAGGCAAAGCUAAAGGAGUGAAUUUCAUACUCAUUAUAAAGGCAGUAAGGUCUGUGGUCAUCCUUACCUCCUCUGGUCUGAGUCUUGGGUCAGAUGCCAAGAAAGCUCUGUUUCCCCACCCUCACAAGAGCAAUUUGUUGGUAGUUUCUUCUUUUCUGUAGGGCAUAACUCUGGAAGAAACUUGUGUUUCCUUAGCAAGAGGCAUCACUCUUUUAAGUGGUUUAGUUAAACAUCUGGAGGGCCUUAAAAUCACAUUUGUCAUCUUUAAAUUUACUUAAUGUCCUAUGGGGAGUCAAUGUAGCAAGCAGAGCACAAGGGUGAUGUGUUCUUAGCAGCCGUUGCUGCUGAGGUGGGCUGCUGUAUUUUGGAUUAGGUAGAGCUUUAACAGUAGUGUACUAAUUCCUAAAGUCUGGAAGCUGCAAAGGCAUGGAUCACUUGCCAGGUCAGUAACAGAAAGCAAGGGGUGUAAGCCUUAUUACCAGCCACAGAUGGCAAACUUAACUCUGUGCAUGUCCAGAAGGAAUGAGGAGCCUAAGAGAAUUCCCAG
Molecule: messenger RNA, 4713 nt
Organism: Trachemys scripta elegans
Lineage: Eukaryota; Metazoa; Chordata; Testudines; Emydidae
Gene: GPR183
Product: G protein-coupled receptor 183
Exons: 2
Coding region: 113-1213 (366 amino acids)
Biological process (GO): G protein-coupled receptor signaling pathway
Cellular component (GO): membrane
Molecular function (GO): oxysterol binding; G protein-coupled receptor activity
Source: RefSeq, a predicted model, not a curated record